AUGGAGCUCUCAGCGGGUUUCGCUACCGACAUAGAUAUGCUGAAAACGCUCUUAGAGUAUUGGGAGGGUCGUUUAGCAGACAUAUCUCUUACGCUUCUCUCUGCCUUCCCCGCGCUCGAAGUCCAAUCCCGUCCCGUCCUAGCUUUACGAUCGGAAUUCGACGUCAUGCUCGCACUUUAUGGCCACCUUCGCCUAGAUGGCCAUAUGCCGCUUCCCCCUGCGCACGCCUUCACCUCCCAGUUAAUGCGUGCUCUGGAUGAUCCCACCGGCACACUCCUCCGGGAUAUGAGGAACUUUCGCCCUCUUCCGCCUCGGACGGGCAGUGAAUCACGCCUGGCUGCCAGCAUUUUCCCCAAGUGGUAUACGAACCCAGAGAUAAUGUCUCCGGACUGGAAACCGUUUCUCCUAGGCCGACAUAUCUGCGAUUUCUACGUCAGUAUGAUGACUUCCAGCCCUAAGACGCCUUUGUUGAUCCCACCCUUGACGGACGCACCCGGUCCGUCCGCGCAAGACGCGCGCGCCGGUCGCGCGAGAACUGCGGCAGAGUUUCGGGGGAAGAUGGAAAACAUUUCUGAAGACCUCGUGAAAAUCGAGAAAGAGGUUUCUACUAUCCUGCUCGAGGCGCAAAGUCUUUGGGAAGAGGACUUCCGGUUGCAUCGAGAGACCCACGAUCAAUGGGAAGCAAUCGGGUCACCCUAA
Molecule: messenger RNA, 699 nt
Organism: Peniophora sp. CBMAI 1063
Lineage: Eukaryota; Fungi; Basidiomycota; Agaricomycetes; Russulales; Peniophoraceae
Source: the annotation of a GenBank genome assembly